Molecule: messenger RNA, 477 nt
Organism: Anopheles coustani
Lineage: Eukaryota; Metazoa; Arthropoda; Insecta; Diptera; Culicidae
Exons: 4
Coding region: 1-477 (158 amino acids)
Source: RefSeq, a predicted model, not a curated record
AUGGAACAAAUAGUGAAAACCCGAGACGUGGAGAAGUUUGUGUCGGAAACGAAGUACUUCCUCGACGAGUUCGACUCGAUCAUCAGCCACUGGGAUCUGUCGGGAAACUUUUUCCUGCACUACCUUAUCGAGAUACACGAAAACGUGACUCAGCUGCUCGCCCGGUUUACUACGCUUUCGCUCGAGGGCGUCGGCGACCGGAAGAGCAAGCCCUUCUUCAACCUCAAAUGUUGCGGGCUUGAAUUUCAAACAGUUAAAGACCUGCGACUACACCACCACUCGUGCCGACACAAGAAGUCCCACUUCGAGGAAACAGAUAAUUGCGAGCUCAAAUCUGCCCUGCUGAAACUUGCCUUCUUCAACCGGAGGGUAAAUGAGUACGUGCAAUAUGGUACCGUAGCCGACCGCUACCUCUGUCUGUAUCUGAAGAAAAUCCUGAAAAAGAUCAUCAUCACACUGGACACGUUCAACCUGUAG